AUGUCUGAUCUACCGAAUAAAGAGGUGCUUUUGCCUCCGUUGCCUACAGAACAUGAAGAUGUUCUUACUUCACCUACUAGUCCCCAAUUAUCAAAACAACACCCUCAGUUAGGUGCCCUUCAUACCCUGAUGAAUGCAAAUCCUGUUUACGUCCAUCAUUCGGCUGAAACCUCCACAACUACUGCUUCAGCUACAUCUGCUUCACUAUCGCCUCCCCAUCGUCUCCUCACUCCUUCAACAGAUUUGACUACCUUUGAAAUGGAACAGUUUUAUGUCAAAGAACAAACAAAUGGUAAUAUGAACGAACCUGGAAAAUCACACAUCAUAUCGUCAAGUAUCUCCGAGGCUUCAGGAAUCAUUUCUACUGAUGAUACAAUUUCCAAUUUCAACGAAGAGCUUCCUUUGGCAUCUGCUCCAGAUUUCCAACUAGAAAGUCCAAGAUUAACCUUCCCACCCGCCUUAAAGCUAGCCUUGAAUAUGAAUGGCUCCACUAGUCCCUUUGCUGCAUCUAUUACAGAUACAGAUGAAAUACUUUCUCCAACAGCCUCCACGCCUACCAUAAAUACCACGAGCAGACAACACGAUAUAGUCCGCCCAGCUCUUGGAUCAUCAACUACAACAACUAACAGCACGCCAGCUUCAACAAGCCUUACACACAGCCACGCCAAUAGCGUAUCAAGCAAUACUACUUCAACUAUGUGCGAAAUCAAUAAUGUUGGUGGUAAUAACAAUACCAAGCAUUCUAGCAAUACCACCAGCGGGAGCAGUAAUGCUGCAGGGGGUGGAUCUAUCAACCAAUCCCCUCUUAAAAGACUCAAAUCCUUUACAUCGAGAGGUAUUAGAAAGCUAUCUCUUCUGAAUCAGAAUCAGAACCAGAAUCUUAAUCAGAACCUGGCAUUAAGUCAAAAUAUGAGUGUUAACAAUGGCUUGCCCGCUACACCUUCAUUCACUUUUGGCAUACCUCCAGCGGUUCCACUACAACAUCCAAGCAACUCUCCUUCGGCAAUUUCAGCAAACACUAGCACGUCUAAUGGUCUACCUGCACCACAAGGUGCAAACGGAGGAGAGGGCUAUUUUGGUAAUUCCUCUUCUAAUACUCCAACAUCAAAUUCUUCAUUCUCCAAUUUAUCCAACUAUUUCAACCGGAAAAGGUCAAACACCACUUCCUCUAGUGCAAGUUCACAUUCACUGUCUGUUAAAUUCACUUUAAGUCAAACAUUUGCCACCACUACUAAUACCUCUACUUAUGUUACCCCAAGUUCUGCUACCACUACAAUGGCACCACCACCUCCAGUGCAUACUACUAACGUUAGUAAUAACAACAUUAGUGGUUCAGGGUCGACCCUGAUUCUGGUUCCUACAGUGGAAUCAGUGGAGUCCAAAUUUAUGACUUCGAAUCCUGGGUUUACAUACGAGAGCAAAUUGGAUUGUUUGAACUACUUGAACCAUCUUACAAUCGAACGGAAGGCAAUGGUUGAUUCAGUUGCAUGUUUGAAGCAACAGUUGAGCAAAAGUGGAUGGUUGACCCCCAAAGAUUUAAACGGGAUGAACUUGAGCGAUUUGAGUGGAAUAGAUGAUAAAAUUAAUCAACUAGAAGAGUUGAUAACCAAAAAGAGAAGUACACCUUCUACUUAA
Messenger RNA from Lizanozyma spartinae, 1635 nucleotides. RefSeq lists its product as uncharacterized. The transcript has a single exon. The record is from RefSeq and is a predicted model, not a curated record. NCBI's taxonomy places the organism in Eukaryota, Fungi, Ascomycota, Pichiomycetes, Serinales, Debaryomycetaceae. Bases 1 to 1635 code for a protein of 544 amino acids.